AAGGUGGGUUUCCCAUUAUACAACGAAACUCACCAACAACCAUACGAAUUAAAGUAUCAUUUUUUUCCCUAUUUGCUAAUUGUUUCCCAUAUCAUGGUCGCAUGGUACUUUUGUUUCUUAAGUCUAGGGAAUCAUCUAGAUCAGAGCUCUUGCAUUAGAAUCACCAUUUUCUGUACAAAAUAUUACUCCCAUUACCAUUACUGACCAUAGCUUUUCUUGUUUCCAGUCAAUAAAUGUUUAACAAAGUUCAUGCAGGAAUGGAAAUGGCUACGGACAGAAAUGGGGAAUCCACUAAAACCAUGGAGGAUUGGGGGAAACGUAUAGAAAUAUUUGCCCAGAAAAUGAAAAGAUUCCCUGGUUUGGUGUGGCCAACGAUGUGGAAAGUGGGAAGAGAAGACCCGAGAAGGGUGAUCCACUCUUUGAAAGUUGGUCUAUCUUUGACGCUGGUUUCCUUAUUAUAUCUCAUGGAACCCCUGUUCAAAGGGAUAGGACAGGGUGCCAUUUGGGCAGUCAUGACUGUGGUUGUUGUGCUAGAGUUUACAGCAGGGGCAACUUUGUGCAAGGGGCUGAAUAGAGGGUUUGGGACGCUAUUGGCUGGAUCAUUGGCCUUCUUCAUCGAGUACAUUUCAAAUGAAUCUGGCCGGGUCUUUCGAGCUAUUUUCAUUGGUGCUGCAGUUUUUCUAGUUGGAGCUGCGGCUACAUACAUGAGGUUCUUUCCCUAUAUAAAGAAGAACUAUGACUAUGGAAUUGUGAUAUUUCUCUUGACUUUUAAUCUUAUAACUGUAUCGAGCUACCGUGUUGAGAAUGUCUUGAAGAUUGCACAUGAGCGUUUCUACAGCAUUGCCAUUGGCUGCGGUGUCUGUCUAUUCAUGAGUUUGUUGAUAUUUCCAAAUUGGUCAGGGGAAGACCUCCAUCAUUCCACUGUGUUCAAGCUUGAAGGUCUAGGAAAAUCUAUUGCAGGUUGUGUCAAUGAGUACUUUAGUGAUAGUAAUACAGAAGUAACUGAAAUUAAAUCUUCAGAGGAUCCCAUCUACGAAGGUUAUAAGGCUGUCUUGGACUCGAAAUCCAUUGAUGAAAUGUUGGCAUUACAUGCAAGUUGGGAGCCAAGGCACUCAAGAUACUGCCAUAGGUUUCCAUGGCAGCAGUAUGUGAAACUGGGAGCUGUUCUUCGCCAUUUUGGCUACACGGUUGUAGCCCUGCAUGGAUGUUUGCAGACAGAAAUCCAGACCCCACGAUCAGUGAGAGCCCUCUUCAAAGAUCCUUGCAUUCGACUUGCAGGGGAAGUAUCAAAAGUACUAAUGGAACUUGCAGAUAGCAUAAGAAAACGAUGCCACUGCUCUCCGGAGAUACUCUCUGAUCAUCUCCAUGAAGCCUUACAAGACCUUAACACAGCUAUAAAUUCCCAACCAAGGCUCUUCCUUGGCUCCAACAACAACCAAGCCAGCAACAUGCUCGCCUUAGCUGCUGCACAUGCUAGCCAAAAGCAACAGAAAGGCUCUGGAGUCUCAUUAUCAAGUGUGAAAACAGACUCUUCUGCAUUGUCGGAAUGGAAAACCAGAAGGGCUUCCGAGCAGUCAAAGGAGGCCGACCGGAAGUGCUUAAGGCCACAGUUGAGUAAGAUUGCCAUCACUAGCCUUGAGUUCUCGGAGGCACUUCCUUUUGCUGCUUUUGCAUCUUUGCUUGUAGAGAUGGUUGCAAAACUCGACCAAAUUAUCGAGGAAGUCGAAGAAUUGGGGAGGACAGCAUCCUUCAAGGAAUACCAUCAUAGUGAUCAGAUUGUUGUGACUUGUGAGACUCCGCAUAUCAAUGUUACUCGGAACAACUUGCCAUCCCAUGGCCCAGAUUAGUAGCAAAAAGCUAGUUGUUGCCCAGAUUUGUAAGCAAGAUAUUGAUUCAAAAUGAUUAGAACCAAAA
This is a messenger RNA of Juglans microcarpa x Juglans regia, 1914 nucleotides long. Its product is annotated as aluminum-activated malate transporter 12-like. The transcript has 6 exons. Gene Ontology annotation, biological process: malate transport. Gene Ontology annotation, cellular component: plant-type vacuole membrane. The coding region runs from base 234 to 1847 and encodes 537 amino acids. NCBI's taxonomy places the organism in Eukaryota, Viridiplantae, Streptophyta, Magnoliopsida, Fagales, Juglandaceae. The record is from RefSeq and is a predicted model, not a curated record.